This is a messenger RNA of Talaromyces marneffei, 1452 nucleotides long. RefSeq lists its product as uncharacterized. Gene Ontology annotation, biological process: COPI coating of Golgi vesicle. The transcript has 6 exons. Gene Ontology annotation, molecular function: GTPase activator activity. The record is from RefSeq and is a predicted model, not a curated record. Bases 1 to 1452 code for a protein of 483 amino acids. NCBI's taxonomy places the organism in Eukaryota, Fungi, Ascomycota, Eurotiomycetes, Eurotiales, Trichocomaceae.
AUGAGUGCCACCAAGGCGCAGUCGCAAAAGAUCUUUGAGAAGUUGAAGACAAAGCCAGCAAACAGGCUAUGCUUCGACUGCGGCUCUAAGAAUCCAACAUGGUCAUCCGUACCUUUUGGUAUCUACCUAUGCCUGGACUGCUCGUCUCAUCAUCGUAACCUCGGUGUCCAUAUCUCCUUCGUUCGCUCCACAAACCUCGACCAAUGGCAAUGGGAACAACUUCGUUUAAUGAAAGUCGGUGGAAAUGAGUCGGCCACCAAAUUUUUCCAAUCGCACGGAGGUUCCGCCGCCUUGGCCAGCAAAGAUCCUCAUGUCAAAUACGAAUCGACUGCCGCUGUGAAAUAUAAGGAAGAGCUUAAGCGAAGAGCCGCUCAAGAUGCAAAAGAAUUUCCAGGUGAAGUCGUGGUCACAGACGUCGCGGGCACCCCCAAUGAUGGCGCUGCAACUCCUGCCGGUGAACCGGACGAUGACUUUUUCUCUUCCUGGGAUAAGCCCGCCAUCAAGCGUCCCAGUAAUCCCCCGUCGCGGGUCGGUACGCCAUCGAACGCCAGCCGCACUGCCUCCCCAUUCUUGAACGCUGGUGCCAACGGAAACGGAGCAAGAUCCAAAUCACCUCUUUCCGCAAGUGAGAAAGAUGAUACAUCAUCGCCACCUCCUGUUGCCGUCCGAACAGGAAAUGUCGUCAGGAAAGGUCCCACAGGCGCUGGUGCUAAGAAGGGCAGUAUACUGAGCUCCAAGAAAACCCAGAAACUUGGCGCAAAGAAGGUCGUGAGCACCGAUGCAAUUGAUUUUGAAGAAGCUGAGCGCAAGGCAAAGGAAGAGGCGGAACGCAUAGAGAAGCUGGGUUAUGAUCCGGAAGCUGAACAGGCAGAGUUGGAAGCUAAGGAGAAGGAUGCGGCUACCACGAAGAUUGCAUCCCCCACUCCAAUUAACCCUGCUAAAGGAGGCUUUGGCUCAACCGGUAAGGCACCUGAGAAGAGCGCGGCUGAGAUGGAGCGUCUUGGAAUGGGUAUGAGCCGUUUGGGCUUUGGGCAGGUUUCCAAGCCCGUGGUUGCGAAGAAGCCUGGUUUUGGCGCUAUUGCUCCUCAACGAUCAGCUACCGAUGAAGAAGAAAUCGAGCAAAACAGAACGCGCUUCGGAGCGCAGAAGGGUAUCUCAUCAGACGAAUUCUUUGGCCGAGAGCGAUUCGAUCCUUCAGCACAAGCAGAAGCCAAGACUCGUUUGAACAACUUUGAAGGCGCCACAUCUAUUUCCAGCAAUGCAUACUUUGGCCGGUCAGAAGAGGACUAUCCCGCUAUUGACGACGGAUAUGGUGAUCUUGAAAACGCAGCUAAAGAUUUUGUUCGCCGAUUCGGAAUUACUGCCGGUGAUGAUUUGGAGAACUUGACGCAAGUUUUGGGUGAGGGUGCUACGAAGUUACAAGGCGCCAUCCGUAGCUAUCUUAACAGUUAA